Molecule: messenger RNA, 792 nt
Organism: Danio rerio (zebrafish)
Lineage: Eukaryota; Metazoa; Chordata; Actinopteri; Cypriniformes; Danionidae
Source: RefSeq, a predicted model, not a curated record
AUGAGGAUUGUAGCUGUUCUCCUCGUUGUAGCUGUUCUACAGGAUCACAGAGUCACUGCUGUUGGAUAUCCACUGGACAUGGCAUUAAAUUCAGUUGAUGAUCAGUAUAAGGGAUGUACCAAAAAAAUGGCAGAUCUGGUGAAAACAAAAUAUCUGCCGAAGGAACUCAAUAACUCUAAAUCGUUCAAGGAAGCUUGGAAAGUGGCUGAAAGAUCUUUUAAGAAGCCAGAAAAUAACUUGACAAAUAAUCAUUCAAUUGCCAUCUAUCUGUACACUGGGUUAAAACUGUUUCGUGAUUUCAAUAAUGCCACUCAUCAUGGCAGGCAAAACUACACAAAUGAGAAAUACGACUGGUAUUCACUUCACUUCCUGUUAACAGAGGCCUUACAGAUUCUGAAAACAACUCAAAAUAGAUGCUUUGAUACUUUUCGUGGUACAAAGUCAGAGUAUGAACUUCUCGACAACACUGUUCGUUUUGGCUCAUUUGCAUCUUCCUCUUAUAUUCGUAACAAAGCAAUGUUUUUUGGAAGUGUGUCUUGUUUUGAGAUUCACACUUGUGCAGGUGCUGAUAUUACUGAUUAUUCCAUGCUUGAUCGUGAGAAAGAGGUGUUGAUUCCUCCAUAUGAGACGUUUAGAGUCACUGAAACCAAGACAAGAAAGAAGCAGAAAGAUCUGUGGUGUAAUACUGUGUAUGUGUUGAACAGCACUGGAAUAAGGAGUGACCUGAACUGUGCUCUAUGCAGGAGACCAAACAAAAUCGAGAAAAAGCACUAUAUUUUGCUCUGAGCCAAA